This is a messenger RNA of Octopus sinensis (East Asian common octopus), 6553 nucleotides long. RefSeq names its product nephrocystin-3. The transcript has 30 exons. The record is from RefSeq and is a predicted model, not a curated record. Gene Ontology annotation, molecular function: protein binding. Lineage: Eukaryota; Metazoa; Mollusca; Cephalopoda; Octopoda; Octopodidae. The coding region runs from base 532 to 4425 and encodes 1297 amino acids.
CUUCCGGAUGUUUCCGACUAAUUGGUUUUAUAUAUUUUUAAAGCAUAACUUUUAUUCUUUUCAAAAGUUUGUAAGUCCAGCAAGACAAUUAUGUUUUACAAUAACAUUACAAAAAUAUUUCGAAACAGUUGAAAUUAAAACUUAAAACUGAUAUUUCCGGAGUUUUGAAACUUUUCUGAAGAUUUCAUCAACAAACCAAAAUGGGAAGCUGCGUGACGUUAUCACUUUAUCUCCAAUUAAGAACAAAACUUUAAUAUUGAUUGACAUUUGGCUGACACUUGGAUACAUUAUAAAGUUAUAGAUGUAAGAUAACUUAUUAAACUACCGCAACUAUAGUCGAUGUCAUUAGCACAUUAUAAAAUGUUCUAUGAUGAAAUCUUAUAAAAAAGAACACAAAAGGAAUUGGUUCUCUGAGUUGAUGUUAGCUUCCUACAUAAUAUAAGAUAUAAAGGUGAAUAUAUCUUGAAGGCUCUUAUUGUAACAUAUUGGCCCCCACCUAUACUCAAAAUUACGGAACUAAAUAUAUUCAACAUGGGAACUGGCAGUUCUUUCUUACAUUCACCUGAUGAUGAUGAUAUCAUUGGCGCCGACUGUGAUGGUAAUAGCCAUGGUGUCAUUAAAAGGAUCCCGAUUGAAAUGAAACCAAGGGGACGUCUAGGACUUCGAAAACCCAAAGAUGAAAGCUUACGUUCAAUCGACUUAGACAGCCAGGAACUUGAACGCAAAAACAAAGAAUUUGAGAUGUACCGGCGCAAUAAAGAACAGGAGAUUGCUAACAUGCAGAAGAAAGAACAAAAGCUAAUAAAUGAGAACAAGAAAUUUCGAGCAGAGUUGUUGGCUCUUCAGAAAACUUGUGCCAAACUACGAGGUGAACGAGAUUUGGCAACUCAGGCUGAAAGCCAGGCACUUGCAAGAGCUGCUGCCUUUGAAAAUGAUCGAGAUAAGAUACAAAGGCAAUUCAAAAUUUUUCGUGAAACAAAAGAAAGUGAAAUUCAGAACCUUCUCAGAGCCAAACGUGAGUUAGAAAGCAAACUUCCAAAACUAAACAGAGAUCUUCUGAAUGAUACCAGUGAAGAUGAUGAUUCUCCAGAAUCUGGUUUGGAGUCUGUUGGUAGUGCUUAUCCUGGAGACUGGUGGACUGCUUUGGAAAGUGAACCUUCACUUGGUAGCACGUUCCAGUUACAUCCAACAUUCCGUGGGCCAGAAUUAGCCAACUGUGUCAUGGAGCUGGAAGGACCAUUCACCAAUGUUAAUAAAGAGGAUUGGAGUUUGGCCCUUGGAAAGCUUACACAAAUCAGCCCUACAAUUCCAGAGCAUUUAAUUGCUAAUGUGGUUCGAAUUUUUGUGUCCAUCUCUAAUGAUAGUAAGAUGGAAUUUGAUAUUUUUCAAAAGGAUUAUGCUCCAAAGCUUGCCAGUUUAUGUCAAGGGGAAGGCCGAACUUUGAUUGUUGUUAACAUGCAUGUAGAUGAUGAUGUGAGCCUAUCAUCAACGGUGUUUGAACUUCACUUGCAAGCAAUAAAAAGACAAAUCCAGAUGUCAAACUUGUAUUUAGCUUUCAGAGGGGUUGAGGCUAACAGGUUUAAUAGCUGGGAAUACAGCUGGGGACAUCUAGAUAGCCUUGGUGUGCGACCUGCUGUAUUUUGUCUUCGUGAAAAAUAUGAUGGCACGCAAAUAAAUAACCUGAACAUCCAGAGCAGUAAUGUCCGUGUCUUAAAUGGUUAUAACACACCAGCCAAAGGUGCUGAGUUAGCCUAUAAUGAAAUUGACAAGAUAUUAAAAAUGGAACUUGGUAUUGAUGCCAAAAAGGAAAAACCAGAAAGUGACUGUGGUUAUUCUGAACUAGAAGGUCCUGAACAACUAUGUGGUGGUGCUUUGUGGGACAUCCAAUGUGACUAUGAGCAUAUGGUAGCUCUUAAUGCUGCACUGUCUUCAAGUUGUGAGCUUGGCUUUGAGAAGUAUUAUGAGCAAUUGAAUAGUCAUGUACAUGCCUGUGGACCUCAACCACCCCUUUUGAUCAUUGGUUCUUCUGGCACCGGUCGUUCUUUGCUCCUAGCAAAAUGGACCCAACUUCAUCAAGAAAAAUAUCCUAGUUGCUUAGUCAUGUGUCAUUUCGUCAAAUCCAAGUCUUCUGUUGGUGCCGAUCCCAUAUUUAUGAUCCGGCGGUUUACAGCCCAGCUGAUGCAGCAUGUUACCUCACCACCUGCUUUGACAUGUAACCCUGUACGUCUGGAAGAGGAGUUUCCUCGAUGGUUAGAGAAAGUUUCAUCAAGACUGCCUGGUGGGGUGGUUUUGGUACUUGAUUCUAUUGACCUCUUUCAAGAAGCUGAAGAACACCUCAAGUGGUUAUUGGAUCCAUUGCCUGUUGGUGUUCAUGUGAUAGCAACAGUAAAUGAAAAGUCUUGUCCACAGUCUUGGAGACAAUGGGCAACACUUCAUCUAGAUCCAUUAAGCAAGAAAAAUGUCAAAGAACUUCUCAGGGCAGAGCUAGCUUUGUUUGACAUUCGUUUGAGUCAAGAAGAAGAGACCAGUAUCCUAGAACAUUGCCAGACUGAUGACACUUGUGCACCACUGUUUACUAUGGUUUUAACUCGACAUAUUGUAUGGACAAUGAAGCGUAGUGAAAAGUCUAAGGAAUAUCUGAAAGACAUCCUGUCCUGCAAUGACACAGUAGAUCUAUAUGUUUGUGUUUUAGACAAAGUGCAGACUAUUUGGGAGUCAGAAAAUACAAAGGACAUCAUGGUGCAGAUCCUGAAACUACUUUGUGUAAGCCGUAAUGGCCUUAAUGAAAACGAACUUCUGGCAUUGGUGCCUGGACUCACAUGGUCAAUAUGGACACCAAUUUUUAAUGCGCUCUGUGAUCAGUUAAUUCUCAAAUACCAGACAGGCCUAGUGAUGCCAGCACAUGAACAGACAACAGAGGCAUUGUAUGUGUUCUGUUUUAAGCGAGACCAGAAUGAAGAAGAUGUAGUGGAAACUCGUCAACUAUUGAUAGCCUAUUUCAGUGGAUUGCUCCGACCUGGUCAUGUGACAUGCCGUGUUGCUGAUGAAUUACCAUGGCUGCUGAAAGAAAGUGGAGAUAUCGAUGGCUUGAAGAAGUGUAUUCUUAACCUCUGUAUCUUUCAGCGUCUCUAUGCUCGAGGUCGCUGUGCAGAGCUUAUUAGCCAUUGGCAGUUAAUAGGAGCAGACAAAACCAGCAUGGCUCAAGAAUAUUUAGUCCAAACAAAACAUAUGGAAGUUCUCAACCAAUCAGAUGGAAAUGUGUCAGGAAUUGCUGACAUGUAUGAGACUCUUGGACGAUUCCUUAAAGAUCUUGGAUUAUUAAGCCAAGCCCUGCCUGCCCUACAGCGGUCAUUAGAGAUUCGAGAAACUGGACUUGAUCCUGAUCAUCCUGCUGUUGCUCGAUCUUUACAUCAACUAGCUGGUCUCCAUGCCCAGUGGGGAAAAGUGAGUACUGCUGAGACUCUUUACAAGCAAGCUCUAGAUAUAUAUGAAAAUGCUCUUGGAUCUGAGCAUUAUCUGGUUGCCAAAGAACUUGAUGCUUUAGCAGUGCUGUACCAGAAACAGGACAAACAUGAUCUUGCUGAACCUUUGAAGAGACGAGCCCUCAUAAUCAAAAAGAAAACACGUGGCCCAAGGAUUAGUACAGGUCAAAUCCGAGGUAUUGAUCCCAUGGUACAGCGCCGUGCCCUUCGUCUGGAGGAACUUUCCAUGGGACCUGAUUCAGCUGACCUUGCUCACACCCUUAAUGAACUUGGUGUUCUCUACUAUUUACAGAAUAAUCAAGAAAUUGCAGAGUCUUUCCUGAAAAGGUCUUUGGAGAUGCGCGAGGCCCUGCUUGGAGCUGACCAUCCUGACAUAGCCCAGUCUCUGAACAAUCUUGCAGCAUUGUAUAAUGACCAGAAGCAGUGUGAGAAAGCUAUUCCUCUCUAUGAGCGUGCACUUCACAUCCGCAUGAAGUAUUUGCCAGAUCAUCCAAGUGUUGCUUCAAUCAAUAAACAUCUAGCUGUUCUCUAUAAGAAACUCGGCCAAUACAGUCUUGCUGAACCACUUUACAAACAGGCAGUAGAUAUUCGUGAAAGAUCCUUUGGAAAGAAUCAUCCUGCAGUUGCCACAGCAUUAGUAAAUCUUGCAGUUCUGUUUUCACAACAGAAUAAGUAUGAAGAUGCUGAACCUCUGUAUGAACGAGCUCUGAAGAUUUAUGAAGAUAGUUUUGGUCAACAUCAUCCAAGAGUGGCUGAAACAUUGAGAAAUUUGGCUGUGAUGAAAUUUAAUCAGGAGGAUUAUAAAACUGCUGCCCGAUUGUAUAAGAGGGCCACUGAAAUCAAAGAGACUGAAGCCAGUUACACAGGAAAGGACUUCUCUCGGUGCAGUUCUGGGGGUGACACAAACUCUACCGUGAAAAACAGUGAGCGAACUGUAGGUUAGGCUCAGAAAAGAACACUUCCUUAUUGACCAUACAAAUUAUUGUUUUAGUAGUUUCAGGACUGCUCACUCACUAUUCAAAUAUAAGCUAAUAUAGUGGGCCUGUAAAUAUUUAGCUUAUUUAAUGAGAUUGCUCAUAGAGUGUUUACAACUAUGUAAGUGAAAUGAUAACAUUAUUAACUUAUUUAUUGUUGUUGCUCACAGUUAUACAUGUUUGGGAAAUGUUGUCGGGAGUACAUAAAACAUUUCAGACCUUUGAUCAAUUGAAAAUCAUAAAAACAUACGACUAUGUUGCUAAUAUUUACAAUAUUGUUAACUAUAUUCUGCAUCAAUAUAAUAUAUAAAAAUAUAAUAGAACAUAAAUUACAACAACUAGCUUGAUAUAGAUUGAAAGAGUUGACUUAUAAUAUCAGAUGCAGACCAAAAGAUUUAUAUUGUUGAAUGUAAAUCAUCUGGUUUGCUUCAAACUGUGAUAAUCCAUCUCUUUUAAUCAAUAUCAAUAUAAUUUUAUAUAUAGCAUGCUGCACUUUCAACAUGUAAAGAAAUAAUUUCUAGCUGGAAUUACAAUCCAAUCAUAGACAUAUAACUUAUCCACAGUGAAAACUAAAUGUGAUUUUUUACAGUAUCUCAUUAAAGACUCACUGUUUUAGAUUAAAAUCUUUUUGUUAGUUACAUUUGAUUCUUCUAUUGAGUGUAUUGAAAGUGAUAUCUUGUGGUGUGAUACAAAAGUUAAUUUCUUUAAAUGAGAUUUUGUAAUGCUCAUGGCAAUACCUUAUAUUUAUCCUUCAUGUAUAAGGAAUUUGAAUGGAAAUUUAUAUUUUCUGAAGUAACCAAAGUGCAGUUGUGACUGUAUUUGCUGUCUCCUUAGUUUCUGUACAAACUAAAUGUAUUUUCCCUUCUCAUCAGAAUUCCAAAGACAGCAAUAUAUAUUGGAAUCAAAUGUUUACUUCCACCCUUAUAAAGUUAAACUAUUAUGCCACAGGUUUAUUAGAUUUAUGUGUAUUGAUAUAGUUGACUAUCUCUAUACCUGCUGCAAGCUAUAACCCAACAACACUAUUGCCAAAAAUAAUGUUACUUUGUCUAGAUGGCUAUUAUUAAAACAUUACAUAUUUCUUUAUUUGCUUUCCACAUAGUCAUUACUGCACUUCACUAAAGACAUCACUGCCUUCAAUUUAUUCAAAAGAAGGCAAUACACUAAAGGGUUUUUUAAUGAUUUCUGUAGCUCAUCAAAAAUAUCUAAUAUCAAUAAUGAGUUUUUUUACAUAGAAUUGUUACUUAGGUAAUUAAUCCAGGUAGAUUGGGUUAAUGAGUUUUAACUAGAGGUUCAAUGAGAAGUUAGUGAUAACAAUACAAAACGUCAAAUUUUAAAUUUAAACAGGUAGAUUGGCAAUCUGCUACCUCAGCUGAUUGUAGAAAUUAUACUGAAACUGGACAACUAAAAGCAAGAACAUACUGUAAACAGUUAUAUUGAAAAUACAAUAUAAACUUAAUACAUUUAAUAAAUGCAAGCAUAAAAUUCAGAUCAGAUAUGAUGAAAGUGAUUUUAAUGAAAAAGGUUACAAACAUACAUAGAUGUUUGUAACGUGCAAGCAUUCUUGUAUCCCCAUACAACAUACACAUGCGUUGUGUCUAGUGCUGGUAUACUCUCAACUUAACCUUCACCAGUUCUUCCACAGCCAGACACAAUCAAAUAUUUACCAAACUGCUGUUUGUUUGUCUUCAUCUGAAAUUCCAUUUCUUAGAACUGUAUUUUCUUCCUAAGAAUACUAAUGUCUUCCAAUGCAAAACUUCUUAAAUUAUCUUUCAAAAUUCUUUUUAUUAAAGAGAAACAAGUUAACUUUUUUUCCAAAAUGUUUGCUUCCUGCCAGAAAGCAAUUUGAAACCAUGAAGCUUGUUAAUUUCAAGGAACAUAGAAUGGCUUUACCAUAGUUUCUUUCAUAGGAAAGGUUGGGGUUUAAUUGUCACAGCCACCAAGCUAAAAGAGAUUUUAAUUUUACACUGCUAACUUGUUGUUGGCAUCCUUUUUGUCUCGGGAGACAAUGGAGUUGCGCAUAAAAUAGUCCAGUCCAGCUUUUACAUUUCAUGUCCUGAUACAUUUCCUGCUGUGGCUGUGUAGUCCUAUCCUGGACAG